Odontomachus brunneus is the source of this 6748-nucleotide messenger RNA. RefSeq lists its product as uncharacterized. Gene Ontology annotation, molecular function: protein binding. The transcript has 5 exons. Gene Ontology annotation, cellular component: plasma membrane. Bases 708 to 3680 code for a protein of 990 amino acids. NCBI's taxonomy places the organism in Eukaryota, Metazoa, Arthropoda, Insecta, Hymenoptera, Formicidae. The record is from RefSeq and is a predicted model, not a curated record.
UCCUCUGGCGUUGCCUCGCGACAAUGGCAACACGACGAUCGGCGUAAGGAGCCUCUCGGCACACCGUCGUCAUCGGAGAUUGAGCUCUGUGAAAUUAUACCGGUGUCAAUCCUCGCUUCACAGGGGGUGGUAGACGGACGAAGAGAUAGAGGGCGGGAGAGAGACGGAGAGAAGGAGAUAGGGCGACGGAGGGAGGAAGAGACGAGAGCGAGAGCCGAUCGAUGCAUUGAGGCGCCUAGCAGCCAGGCUCUCCCCGAGCUCAGCCCCGUUCACCCCUGCUUUGCCCCAGUAUAUGGCCUGCAGCGCGGCUUCCCUCCGGGGAAAGUAUGUGGCGUGUGCAGUUGCGCAUCGACCUCCGGGGCGUGCACAGCGCGCUCCUCAGCGUGCGGUGCAGCGAGAGUGAGUCGCAGCAGCGCGAGAGAGGCGGGGUUUUCCGGCGUCGCUUUGUCAAUCGACAAGAGGCCCAGUCACGACCGAUCCCGCGGUAUUAUGAGCGAAUCGGCAAUGCCGUCAGUGACGGCGAUUGCCGUCGGUCGCGAGCCGCGACUCUCGCUCGGAGACCGCGCGUAGUUUCUCUUCUCGGACUCUCUUCUCCUCUUCGCUCGCCGCAUGACAUGAUGCCGCGCAUUGUCUCCUCGUCCUCGGCGAUUCGAGUCACCCUCACGUGGGAAUUGUCACUGUGAUGCUCGUUUCACUGACGAACUAUUAUGGAGAUAGCUGAUGCCGGAGGGGGCAUCGACGAUGUUAGACGCUUUCGACUGAGCCUCGUCGGUAUCGUCUCGCUGUUGCUGAUCGACGCGUCGUGCGGCAUCGGUGUCAGCGGCACCGGAGGCGGCGGCGGCGGCGGCGGCGGCGGCGGCGGCGGCAGUGGUGGCGGUGGCACCUGCGGUCUGGCUGAAUUGAGGUGCAACGACGGCCACUGUGUGCCAAUAGACGCGUAUUGCAACGGCGAGGAUGACUGCGGUGACGGUAGCGACGAGCCGGCGAUGUGUACGCCGUGCAACCGCACGUAUCACGGUCGCGAAGGUCGCACGUACAAGUUGGAUCUGCCGCGGCCGGCCGAGGAGCGACUGCCGUUCCUUUGUCAUCUGACAUUCACUGCCGCCGGCCAGGGCUAUGGCGAACUAGUGCAACUGCUGUGGGACGCCUUCAGCGUAGGUCGCGUCGAUCCGAACGCCGACAACUACUUCACCAGUUGUCCGGAGGGCUCGCUGCAGUUGGCUGAGUUGGGUCGACACUUCACCGGUGGCUCGUGGUGCGGCGUAGGCGAAGGUCGUGCUACCUAUUACAGCGAGACCAGUACCGUCACCGCGUCCAUAAGAUUGUUCCACGCGCCGUCGACGGUACCGUUCGAGUUCCGAUUGCGUUACCGCUUUGUCGCACGCAACGAGGCGGUCGCACGCCUUGGCAAACCAGAGCUACCGAUCGAGAGGGGCUCGCCUGUACCCGGUACAUACUGCUCGCGCAACUUCUACGAGUGUCACCUGAAGCAGUGUCGGUUGCAGAGUCCGAAUUAUCCGGGCGAAUACCCUCGUAACGCUAGCUGCCUCGUCACCGUGCGCCAAAAGGAGGUGCCCACCUGCAAACAUGCCAUGAUAUCGGUGAAGAACACACCCACCGGUCCGACCGGUCUCAGCACCGUCAAUACGAGUCUCAGCGUUUGGCAGGAUUGUCCCGCGGAAAAGGAUCGUCUGAUCUUUCGCGACGGCGCGCGCACCGAGGAUCCUAUCCUCUUGAUCUACUGCGGCGGUCCGUUGCCGCAGGUCACCGCACGUGGACCAGCCAUGCAAGUGGAGUUUCGCAGCUCACCCGUAGCUAUAGCGCUAGGCGCGUCCGCCUUGCGACUGGAGCUCGAGCUACGUGUCAUCUAUGUCGACUCGGACGGCUUGGACUACGCCAAGGGCGCGCAAGGCUGUCACUUCUUCGUCAACGGUACCAGCAAGAGGAGUGGCAGCAUACGCGCGCCGUUGCACGCGUUACCACCCAACUCCAGUUGCACGUGGAACAUCAAGGGCGCCACUGGAGACCGCGUCUGGAUCUACUUCUCGUCAUAUUCACAGCGCGACUUCACCAGCAACGGCGAAAACAAUGCGAGCGCACAGUCGGAUCCGACGUGCGCGGUGAAACUUGUCUUCUGGGACGGCGCGCCAAACAGCGGUCAACCGAUGGCCACGUUGUGUGACGAUACGCCCAGGUUGUGCGCACACGCGGCGCUACGGAACAUCACCAGGAGCACGAGGCCAUGCACCGAGGACGAGAGCUACCUGACGACCGCGCCGAGCUUGACGCUACGAAUGGAGACCAUACUGGGGACCGCACUCCAUCCGAUCAACUUUCAUGCACAGUACGAGUUUGUUUCUACUCUUCAAGCCGGUGAACCUUGGGGCGACGGCAUCUGCAGCCGAAUAUGGCGCAAGGCGCGCGUGGGAGAGGUGAUGUCGCCGCGCGACGUACGCCUGUACGGUCGCGGUGGUUCCAGCAAGCUGGACUGCAGGUAUCGCAUCGAGGCUGGCAACGGUGAGAGGAUCCGCUUGACGUUGCACAAUGUCAGCUUGGGUGAGUCCACCGUGUGCGUGAGCGAUCCCGAUCCGCACACAGGUCGACCGCGCUGUGUUCAGGAGACAGGAUCCAGAGAAGCGCGUCUCGUUAUCUACGAGGCGCCGUGGCGAGACGUGAAACUCGCGCGAGCGUGUCUGUGUGACAACACGUCACACCUGCCGCUCAUCUACGUCUCAUCCGGUAGAGCCCUCGAGAUCACCUUCGCGGUAGACCAGCAAGCACCGCACGAAGACUUCGAGACGCUUUUCUUCUACGCCAGCUUCGAGCUCAUCCGCGUGCCGGAAUGUCCGCGGAAGCAACGGAUUCGCGGUGAAGGUGGUGAACUGAGAUUCGUGACUCCUCCCUUGUCAAGACCGGACAUUUACUGCGAGGGUCUUCCUUGGCUGGUGGAGGCGCGUGAGAAUCGCUCGCUCUUUGUCCUCACCUGGGGUUGGUUUCUACCAUUAGAGCCGCCUCUCGUCACCGCUGAUGCGCCAGUGUCCGAUCAGGUGAAAUGUCCGACCACUAAUCGGAUCCUCCUCUACUCCGGAUGGCCGCCGAGGCUACUGAAAGUGGUGUGCCCGGCCGAACCGGGUGCUCGCGAGUUCACCGUGCAUGUGUUCUCCGAGGAGUGGUUGGGUAGCGACGAGGGUAAGCGACCGGGCCCUCCCCGACCGCCUGCUUUGUUGUUGGACUUCGUAGCGCGAGAGCCUGGUCAAGCAGCUGCCUCGUGGCUCGAGAUCUCCAAAAGUCGUGCUGCGCUGCGCCGGCAGCUACGUCUUCCUGAGAGAGGUGGUAUCGAGAACGAGACCGUGCCGCACGGCGACUGCCCGCACAAAUGUCCGGAGCUGGGCGCGUGCAUCGCCGCGAGUCUCUGGUGCGAUGGCCGUGCUCACUGCCCCUCCGGUCACGACGAGGCCAACUGCGGUAACGGCGCGAGACUGCUCGGACUAUUGCCACCCACCAUGUGGCUCGUGGUGGCCGGCGUCGCCGGAAUUGUCACUGCCUUCGCGUGCCUAUUCACUAUUCUUAUUAGCAGAUCCAAAGCUCGCACAAAGAGACUUCAUUACAAAGGAACGAAGAAAAGCAAUAAGCCGCGACGAGCACCGACGGAAGAGACACUUCUCGGCGCGGCAUCCUGACAUCAGCAGCCCGGCUUCGUGGAGUACAUCCACGUAGACCGGGAAACUACUGUCUAGCGACGCUAUUCUGUGCUUCACCGUCCAAUAAUAACUUUACUCGUUAUAAAUCUCCCCAGGUGCCAUAUAACGUUCGCGAGCGUGGCGAACCCGAGUAUUCCGCCACGCUUCUUUCCCGUUUAUUUGACACGAAACUUUGCUCCCUCGUAUGCGUACAUACGUAUCGACUGUCGUGGACUUCGAAGCGAAACGAAUCUAUCCACCGAAUGUCUUCUGUUUGCGAUAUUAUUGACAUACUUAUUUCCAUAGUGUUAUCUACAUAUUUAUUAAUUAUACAUUAUGCGCUGUUACCUCUUAUAUAGUUCAUACAACAAACAGACACAUACACACACAACAUACGAGUCUCUCGACCUAGGUAUAGUAGUUUGAAACAUGUCGUCAUCAGGACGGAAAGUAAAUCUCGAAACGUGGCACUCUGGUAAAGUGCGAGAUCUAUCCUCUAAACGCUAUUACCUGAAGACAUACAUGUUCGCUGACGCGUUCAUAGCGAUAAUUAUUUUAGAGACUAGAAAGGGAAAUGGAAGCGGGCUGUAUUCCUCGCGAGUUAUUCUAACAAAGAUAAAUAUAUAAAUAUAUAUAUAGAGAGAGAGAGAAUGAGAAAGAGAUAUUAGAAAGCCGAAAUCACAAAAGUACGAAGAUCGUAUAUUUCAGAAUUAUUACGGCUAAUGAGAUUAAUUGGAUAAUGUUGAAGUAUAAAGUGUGUAGUUACUAAUGAAGAGAACACAGGUCAGGGUUCGUAGAUUAAAUAUAUACAUAAAUAUAUAUAUAUAGAGAGAGAGAGAGAAAAUGUGAAAAGAUGCUCUGCCAGAGAGAACUCACGGUUCGCGGCGGAAGAUAUAACAAAUAUACUGCCUUUUUGACACAUGGGAUAUUCUAGUGUCAAAAAAAAGAAGGAAAGAAAGCAAAUGCGUUCGCGUUCCCUGUUUGGAAGGAAAAAAAAAAAGAGUUCCCGUCGUUUGUUCGGACCUUAAAUAAAUAUCGCGCACGACAAAUUGUUUUGUCUCUUCGUGUCUGUAUCUUCCAGCAAGAUAUAUUAUUUUUAUAUAUCAUUAUAUAUUGUAAAAUAAUACAUAUAUCGUCAUUAACAUUUAUUUGACGUUUCGAUUGGUUGACACGGUAACCGACGCGCGGUGGUUUGUGUUCACAGCUCGGUCGCAUUUAGAGGCGGAAAGUAUCUCGAUACCGGAAUAUAUAUCUCUAGAUAUACAAAUACACAUAUAUAUAUAUAUAUAUUUAUUUAUUAUACGCGUAAGAUAUUUGUAUGAUACAUAGAACGUAAGGAAAGCGUGUAGCGCUAGAGGAAAGUCUAAAGUCGCAUUCGUUAUAUUCAGAAGCAAUAUUCUAAAAGCGACGAAGACAACAACGUCGCAGUUCAUGCGCGCGAUUCAAGUUUAACAAUAUGACUCUUCGCUUGACAUUUUGGACAAACAGGUAGACAAAAAGAGACAAAUAGACACAGGUACUAUGACAUCACGCGAACGCAAGGAAACAUUCUCUUGCAUCCGCGUCUCAAACAACUCCAUUACUCUUAUAUAGGACUCACAUGAGACUUCAAUAAUGCUUUUUAUUUUCGGCUAGAAUAUUUUAGCCUGAGCGUAUUGCAUCUACAUAUUCUUGUAUCAUUCCAAAGCAUAGCAAAAAAAUGUUACACCAACGUUAAAGUUAAGAAGCUUUGAAUUAUGUUGCUAAAGAUAUGGUAGCAAUGUUAUCUCAUUAUCUUUCAGGACUUUUAACAAAUCUUUUAAUAAACUCGGACAUUAAUACAAGGUUUCCUUGGCUGAUUCAAAGUUAUCUUGUGAUUACGUUAAUAUCGUUUCAAUAUCUAUCAAAAUAUAACUACCUUGCUAUUUUAAACUGAUGUUUUAGUAAUGUUAACGUGCUACUCUCCGCGAUAGAGAUAAUUAUUACAACAUUGUGUUCUCAUGCAAAACAAACUUAAUUAACUGAGAUAUAGCAACAAUUUGACUAAUAAUAACAUUGACUUUUAAGCCACGUGGGAUGACCAUGUUGGUUCUGAGAAGAAUUAGGAUUCAACUACAUUAAAUGCAACAGUAAUAUACAUAGUGAAUGCAUAUACGCGUUAUUACUGUUGCAUUUAAUGUGCUGAUUCUUCUUAAAAUUAACAGUCAUGAUAUACAAAAAUAUGUAGAUACAAUGCCAAAAUAUCCUGGCCGAAAAGGGAAGGCAUUGUUAGAAUCCUUGUACCUUUCACUUCAUCUCAGAAGAGUUUCCAUCGAUCUUGUAUAUAUCUUAUACACCGCGACAUCUCGGCGCGCUCUUUUCCUCUCCGAUACAAACGUGUACAUGUGUAUAUAUAUAUAUAUAUAUAUAUAUAUAUAUAUAUAUAUAUAUACAUAUAUAUAUAUACACAUACACACAUUAUAUAGGACGUUUCAAAACUUGAUUGUCAAACUUCCAAAACAAACUUUCGUGAUACGAGCGUGCCGCGUAUCAUAUCGUCAUUGUUCACUUUCGUCAAACACGUCCUUGCGACAGGUGGAGAAGGAAAAGGAGGAUCGUAAAUCGUAUCGAUGUUCGAUCGCUCGCGCGACGUUGUGGAAGUUUGCCAGAGGAUUCUGAAUAUUUCCUAUAUGUUAAUUUUAUACUAUACCAUACAUAGAGACACGUACGAGAUUACAUUAGUGCGCAAUGUAUGCGUACGCGGGGUGCACCGAGAGCACGGCUUUAUCCUUUUCGAUUAAUCUUUUCGAUUAAAUUAAACUCGAUCGAGGGCCGAGCGAACAAUUCGGCGGGACACUUCACGUACGUAUAUAUGCAUAUGCAAGUGUAUAUAUGCAUAUACGUAUUUACAGUAGAUAUUAUAUAGAGAGAGAGAAUUAUGCACCGGACCAGUAAAGACUAUUAGAGGAAACAUCUCGAGACGCGUAAACGCUCAACUCGCUCAUUAUUCGAACCGCAGUAUUAUACGGUAAAGCGUCAAACUACAUAAAGCACUGUGCCACUCGUGUAUACACACCAAUUUCAAUAAAAGCGACAGUUCUUGUAGGAAA